AUGAAGCCGGAAAGAUCGCUGUCUUGCGAUUGGCUGUCGUGCUCACUGGGGUGGGUAUGGAACCAUCCGCGAAUGAAGAAUUUCCGCAAGGUCGCCUACAACUUCAAGAUGACGCUCGUCUGCGGCUUCAUCACCUUCCUCGUCUUCCGCGGCACCUUCGGCGCCGGCAAGUUCGGCACGCCGUUUCAGGAUGCCGAGAUUCUCAACCGCGAGCUCCGGUCCUUCCAGGAGAAGGGCCUCCUCAAGUCGCGGGAGAGCCAGCUGCUCUUCCUGCAGGACAAGUUGGUGGACCGAAACUCGCCGUACCGCGUCGGGCCCAACAUCACAGACUGGGACGAGCAGCGCGCGGAGCACAUAGCCUUGAAUCCCGGGUGCAACUCCACCAAUGACGGGCGGCCACGUGUCAUGAUCGUGUCGACUUCCCAGCCGAAGCCGUGCGAGCACAGCGUGGGCGACCAUUUCCAGCUCUUGUUCCUUAAAUCGAAGCUGGACUAUGCGCGUACGCACGGCAUGGUGGUAUACCACCACAUGGUCCGGCUGGACAAGGAGAUGAACGGCAUGUGGGAGAAGCUGCCGCUGCUGCGCCGGCUCAUGCUCGCGCACCCCGAUAUAGAGUGGUUCUGGUGGAUCGACUCGGACUCCAUUAUAACGGACAUGAAGUUCGAGCUGCCGUGGCGCAAGUACAAGGAUGUGAGCAUGGUGGUGCCGGGGUGGGACGACCUCGUGUACAAGCACCGCGACUGGGUGGGCCUCAGCACCGGAAGCUUCCUCCUGCGCAACAACCAGUGGUCGCUGGAUCUGCUCGCCAAAUGGGCCGCCAUGGGCGCGAGGGGCAGAGCCAGGGAGGAGGCGGGCAGAGUGCUGACGGCGCAGCUCAAGGGCCGGCCAGAGUUUGAGGCGGACGAUCAGUCGGCGCUGGUGUGGCUGCUGGUGAGCGGGAGGGAGCGGUGGGGCAGGCACGUGCACCUGGAGAGCAAGUUCUACCUGCACGGCUACUGGGUCAACCUGGUCAACAGGUUUGAGGAGAUGAUGGAGCGGUUCCAUGCCGGCUUCGGUGACGACCGGUGGCCGUUUGUGACUCACUUCGUGGGGUGCAAGCCGUGCGGCAGCAUGGGCGAAUACGACGCUGCCAAGUGUCUCGUGCACAUGAAGCGCGCCGCUGUAUUCGCUGACAACCAGGUGAUAAAACCGUACGGAUUCACUCACCUGCACCUGAACAGCAGCGUUGUCGUUCCGCUGGUGAAUGUGACGACCCGGGCGUGGAUAGCUGAGACGCACUAUGAGAGGAAGCAGCAGCAGGUUGCUGAGAAGAGGAAGAAGCAGGCUGAGGAGAAGGAGAGGUUGGAGCAGGAGGCGAAGAGAAUGGCUGAGGAGCAGGAAAAGUGGAGGGAAGAGGAGGAGACGAGGAGGAAGGAGGAGGAGGCGUGGCGGGAGAAGGAGGACGAGAGGCAGAGGAAGAUUGAGGAGGGCAAGAGAAUCGAGGAGGCAAAGAUGGCAGCGGAGAGAGAAGCAAAGAAGAAGAAGCAGCAGGAGGGGCAGGAGCGGAAGGAGGGGAAGGCUCGGAAGGUUGCAGUGGGAGGGGCGGGACAAGGGAAGAACGGUGCAAAGGGAGCGGCUGCUGUUACUGUGAAGAAUGUGACUGUACCGAUUGGGAAGAAGGGUAUUCCGGAGAUUAUAGUGGAUGAGGAUGAGGAGGAGGAGGAGGAUGAGGAGGAGGAGAGUGUGCAGGACAGGAGGAAGAUUGGGCUGACUAAGGCUGUUAUGAGGCAGCAGCGAGCUGCUAUGGCCCGCGCUGUGGUUGCUGCUAGCGCUGAGGACGAGGAGGAACGGGAGGAGGAGGAGAGAGGGGGUGUGGAGAAGGGGGAUGAGAAGGGGAGUGAGAAGGGGAGUGGGGAGGGGAGUGAGGAGGAGAGUGAGGAGAGUGGAAGGGAGAAGGGGUUGGGGGUAGCAGGUGCUGGGAGGAAACCGGAGAAGGAUGAGGAGGGUGAGGAUGAGGAGGAGGCGGAAGAGGAGAGGUUGGACAGGGAGAGGGAGAGGAGAACGAGUGUGAAGCUUGAUGCUAGUGAUGAGACUAGUGCAGCAAAGGAGGGUAGUGAGGAGAAUGAGGAGGGAGAUGAGAAGGGACGUAGUGAGAAGGGUGUUGGUUUGAGAUCAGUGCUUGAGGAUAGGGAGGAGGCACAGGAGGGAGAUGGUGCAACAGCAGAGGAAGCAGAGAAGGUGGGAUUGAGCAAUGAGGAGGAGAGGGGUGGUUUGAGAGGUGAGGAUGAAGGAGAGGAGAGGGGAGGUGAGGAGGUUGAUGAUGUGGAGUGA
This is a messenger RNA of Closterium sp. NIES-65, 2310 nucleotides long. Lineage: Eukaryota; Viridiplantae; Streptophyta; Zygnematophyceae; Desmidiales; Closteriaceae. The record is from the annotation of a GenBank genome assembly.